AUGGCUACCUUUGUUAAGGUGCCGCGCGUCUUCCUUCUGGCUGGCUUUAUUCUAAUCUUCCUCUUUCUGAGCACCAACCGCUUCUACUACAACGAUGAGAACGCAUAUCCUCUACCGCCGCCAAUCGAUCAUUCUACACCAAAUGAGCGCGUAGCGGCUCACGCGGCAGCGACGACACCUGAGGAAUCCAAGAAAAUUAUUGUCGAAAAGCCGUUUGCUGCUGGUGGAUAUGGUGGCGGUAGCGGCUCUCCAAUCGUUGCUAGCGAACCCGCAACCGGCGCAACGAGCGCUGAUUCAGCUGCUGUGGUAGAAGGAGUCGGAGCGCCUGGCGCGUCCACGACACCUGGGCCGCAGAAGCAGCAACAGGACAUCAACAACAACAAUGCGCACAACCAACAUCAAAGCCCAGCCGCUGCCCUGGGGCCAUGCGAGGAUCUCAAACUCCUUCGAAGCGUCCACUCCCAGCAGCAAUUGACCGAAAAGGUGCGAUACCAGAGGAUCUGCCUCGAGCCCAUCUUCUCGGCAGAUGUUGAUCGCCAUGCCAUCACCAGUCUCCCCACCUCACUUUUCGGUAGCGAAGCCACAGUGAACAUCAACGAAUGCGAAUCUGCCCAGGUGCCCGAAUGUACCCGAGUUCAGCUUAAAGUACCUGAACCAUACGAUAAACACCACGAUGUGUCCCAUCUGGUUUUUGGUGUCGCAACCGACUACCAGCGCCUUCAAGAAUCAAUUGACGCUUUUGCGCAUUGGUUGUCGCGGCCGGGGGGCCGGGGCGCAAAACUGGUCGCCCUUCUCGUCGACUAUUCCUCAUACAAGGACGUGGAAAUUGAGGCAUUGCUAGAAGAGUUUCGUGAUGCAGAUAUCAACGUACAGCUGGUCCGGCCACUCCGCGAGACGUAUACAGUCUCGCAUUCUCAUUUCACAGUUCUUGCGCAAAUGCUCGAGAGCAAUCCUGAAGCGCAGUGGUACGGGCUUUUAGACGAUGACACAUUUUUUCCCCGUGGAUUAAAGCCAUUGUCUGAUGCGCUUGCAAAACUUGACCACACCCAGGACCAAUAUGUUGGGGCACUAUCAGAGGACUUUGAGGCCGUACGGACCUUUGGCUUUAUGGCUUUCGGUGGUGCCGGAGUGUACUUGUCAGCGCCACUCGCAAAGACAUUGGGAAACCACAUCCACGAGUGCAUAUCUGGAGCUACCAUGGCUGAGGGUGACAUCAUCAUACGAGACUGUGUAUACAGUAACUCCAAGGCAAAGUUGACCACCCUGCCUGGCUUAUUCCAGCAAGACAUGAAAGAUGAUGCGAGUGGUUUCUUCGAAUCGGGAGUCGAAGCUAUUAAUUUCCAUCACUGGAAAAGUUGGUUCAACGCCCCAGUCGUCGACAUGGCUGCAGCAGCACUUUACUGCGGAGACUGUUUCUUGCAGCGGUGGCAGUUUGAAGACGAUACUAUUUUCACAAAUGGCUAUUCUAUAGUCAAGUACCUGUAUGACGUACGGAAUAUCGAUCUGAAUCAGAUGGAGGGCACCUGGACCAAUGCCGGCAGGAGCUUUGACUUCAGCAUUGGACCUUUGCGGAGGAAGCUGGUCCGGGAUGAGAAAAAGAGCUACACGUUGAAAGCUGCCGACUUCGCCGACGGUGGCAAUCUACAUCAGCUCUACGUCUGGGAUGGCAAUCCAGCGACUGGUGAAGCCGACGGUGUGAUAGAGGUCGUAUGGCAAAAACGAAGAUGA
This is a messenger RNA of Pestalotiopsis fici W106-1, 1728 nucleotides long. RefSeq lists its product as uncharacterized. NCBI's taxonomy places the organism in Eukaryota, Fungi, Ascomycota, Sordariomycetes, Amphisphaeriales, Sporocadaceae. The record is from RefSeq and is a predicted model, not a curated record. Bases 1 to 1728 code for a protein of 575 amino acids. Gene Ontology annotation, molecular function: acetylglucosaminyltransferase activity. The transcript has 2 exons.